Messenger RNA from Astyanax mexicanus (Mexican tetra), 2828 nucleotides. It is a transcript of the gene tmem38b, whose product is annotated as transmembrane protein 38B. The record is from RefSeq and is a predicted model, not a curated record. Gene Ontology annotation, cellular component: membrane. Gene Ontology annotation, biological process: potassium ion transmembrane transport. NCBI's taxonomy places the organism in Eukaryota, Metazoa, Chordata, Actinopteri, Characiformes, Acestrorhamphidae. Bases 111 to 1037 code for a protein of 308 amino acids. The transcript is spliced from 6 exons. Gene Ontology annotation, molecular function: potassium channel activity; identical protein binding.
CCGCUCGGAGCUCGCUGUCAGUGCUGGAUGGAGCCGCGGCUGGACCGGAGCCGGACGGGCUGCUGACCGGAUUUAAGCGCGUGCAGAAGAGAGAAGCCCAGCCGGGAGAGAUGGAGCUGCUCGGGCUGGGGGGCGUAAGGCAGCUCGCGGAGGGUCUGGCCGGCCUGCCCAUGUUCCCGUACUUCGAUACGGCGCACUACAUCGUGUCUGUGAUGGCCUUACGAGAGCAGCCAGGAGCGCUGGAGGUAUCUCGGAGGAGCCCGUUUGCCUGCUGGUUCAGCUCCAUGCUGUACUGCUUCGGAGGAGCCAUACUGUCCGGCAUCAUCCUGGCGGAGGCCCCAGUCGCUCCACUGGCCAACAGCACCAACGUCCUGCUUGCCUCGCUCAUGUGGUAUUUAGUGUUUUACUGCCCGCUGGACGCCGUGUACUCUUGCGCUGCGGUUCUGCCGGUGCGGCUGGUUCUGACGGGGAUGAAGGAAGUGACGCGUACCUGGAAGGUUCUGAGCGGCGUCGCCCAGGCCAGAAAGAAGUAUGAAGAUGGGCUGUUUGUCAUGAUCGCUGUGGGCUGGGCUAAAGGUGCUGGUGGUGGUCUCAUCAGUAAUUUUGAGCAGCUGGUUCGAGGAAUCUGGAAACCGGAGACCAACGAGCUGCUGAAGAUGUCCUACCCAACCAAGGUGACUCUGAUAGGGGCGGUGCUGUUCUCAUUGCAGCAGUGCCGUUACCUGCCCCUGCAGACCCCUGAUCUCAUGCUCAUCUACACUGUCUUCAUCGUCGUCAACAAGACGAGGAUGAUGCUGAUGGGUUCCUCUUCAUCCCCAUUCGAUUCGGUGGAGUCGGCCCUUUUCCAGACUCUAUUCGCUCGCCCACUGACCUACUCUCCCCUGACCAAUCAGGGCCAAUCUCUGACCAAGACCCCCUCCUGUCCGGCCAAGCCAGACAUCAAGGAGGCGUCAGGUUCAGGUGUCCCGAACGGUUCACCCCAAUCCGAGGAUCCACCGGACCGUCGCGAGUCCGAGAGCUCCAAAAAGACCAACUAGUGCCUCCCUUUCUUUCCACCCCCCUCCCCUUCCCCCAGACUUUCUCUCUCACUGUGAUUCUCUCUCUGACACUUUCAGCAUGCGGAGUUAAAGCGAUAGAGCGACUCCUUUAUGUAGCUUUGCACUCUCCUACAGUGGCUUCCAAAAGUAUUCAUACACCUUGAAAUUUUUUCUUAUUUUUUUUUACAUCACAACCACAAACGUAAAUACAUUUCAUUGGAAUUUAACAAAAGUAUUCAGCCCCCUUUUCUCUGAGUGCAACCAAUUGCAUUCAGAAGUUGCCUGAUGACUGCUAAUGACUAGAACGAGUCCACCUGUGUGUAAUCUAAUCUCAGUACAAAUAGAGAUGCUCAGAGGUUAGUUAAGAGAAUAUUGGGGAGUAAACAGCAUCAUGAAGUCUAAAGAACACUCCAGACAGGUCACGAAUAAGGUUGUGGAAGAGAUUAAAGCAGGCUUAGGCUAUAAAAAAAGAUUUUUGAAGUUUAAAUAUCUCACUGAUCACUGUUCAGUCCAUUAAAUGGAAAUGGAAAGAGUAUGGCACAACUGUAAACCUACCAAGACAAGACCGUCCACCUAAACUUACAGGCGGAACAAGGAGAGCACUGAUGAGAGCAGAUAUGCUGCCAAAAAGCCCAUGGUGUCUCUGGACGAAAUGCAGAGAUCCACAGCUCAGGUGGGGGAAUCUGUCCACAGGACAACUAUUAAUCGUGCACUGCACAAAUGUGGUCUUUAUGGAAGAGUUAAAAGAGUACAAUAAAAAGUCCUGUUUGCAGUUUAUCAGAAGCCAUGUUGGGGACACAGCUAACAUGUGGAACAAGAUGCUUUAAUCAGAUGAGACCAAAUUUAACUUUUUGCCAAAAUACAAAAACCCUAUGUGUGGCGGAGAAUUAAAACACUGCACAUCACUCUGAGCACACCAUCCCCACUGUCAAACAUGGUGGUGGCAGCAUCAUGCUCUGAGGCUGUUUCUCUCCAGCAGAGACAGGAAAGUUGGUCAGAGUUGAUGGGAAGAUGGAUGGAGCCAAAUACAGGGCAAUCCUGGAAAAAAACCUGUUGGAAUCUGCGAAAGACUUGAGACUGGAGCAGAGGUUCACCUUCCAGCAGGACAACGACCCUAAACAUAAAGCCAGGGCUUCAAUGGAAUGGUUUAAAAAAAAUAUAUAUUCAUGUAUUAGAAUGGCCCAGUCAAAUUGCAGACCUAAACCCAAUCAAGAACUUGGCAAGAUAUGAAAAUUGCUGUUUUCUCAAACGCUCUCCAUCUAAUCUGACUAAACUUGAGCUGUUUUGCAAAGAAGAAUGCAGCUGUAAUUGCAGCAAAAGGUGGUUCCACAAAGUAUUGACUAAAGAGGGCUGAAUACUUUUCACCGCACUUUUCAGUUUUUGUUUAUAAAAGAUGAUUUUUUUUAAAAUCAUGCUUAAUUUUCUUUGUAUACCACUUUGUGUAGGUCUUGCACAUUAAAUUCCAAUGAAAUAUACUGUAUGUUUUUCUGUGGUUGUAAGGUGACAAAAUAUGGAAACGUUCAAGGGGUAUGAAAACUUUUGCAAGCCACUGUAUCAUCCUCCUCAGGAGGUUUUAAUCUGUACAUUUGGGUUGGAUCUGUAUAUAUUUCCUAUUCUGAGAUGAUUCUGAUUUUAUCUAAGACAAAUCUGUAGCUGUGAUUAUAUUUUAUAUUAUUUAUUUUUAAAGAAAAUCACUUAAUACUGUAAUGAUUUGAAGAACUAUAUUUGCUGUAUUUCACUAUAUUUCCAAUAUGAAUGAAAUGGAAUUAAAUUAAAACUGGUGUAAAAAAA